Messenger RNA from Neurospora hispaniola, 1881 nucleotides. Its product is annotated as P-loop containing nucleoside triphosphate hydrolase protein. Lineage: Eukaryota; Fungi; Ascomycota; Sordariomycetes; Sordariales; Sordariaceae. Gene Ontology annotation, cellular component: mitochondrion. The transcript has 2 exons. Bases 1 to 1881 code for a protein of 626 amino acids. The record is from RefSeq and is a predicted model, not a curated record. Gene Ontology annotation, molecular function: ATP binding; nucleic acid binding.
AUGAGGACCAGCGUAUUGCGCCAGGCCGGCCUCUGCCGUGCUGCCCUCGCUGCCCGCCAUCUUCAGAUCUCCUCCAAGCCCUCGGCCGCCCUCUUGAGCCAGGUCACCCGCGCCAUCGCUGUCCAGUCCCUUCCCUCGGCCUCUCUUCCCCGCUUCUACUCGGCCGAGGCCACUGCCCAAAGCAACACUGCUGCCUCCAAUGGCCUCGUUACCCGCUUUGCCGACCUCGCCGCUUUGGGUGUUCAUGAGAACGUUGUCCGCGCCAUCACUCAUGGCAUGGGCUACGAGAACAUGACCGAAGUCCAGUCUAUGACCAUUAGCCCCGCUCUCAAGGGCAAGGACAUUGUUGCUCAGGCCAAGACCGGAACUGGCAAGACACUUGGUUUCCUCGUCCCUGUGAUCCAGAAGAUCAUCACCCAAGAUCCCGACCUCGCCCACAGGUUUGGUGGCAAGAGAGCCCGUUCUGAUGAUAUUCGCGCCAUCAUCAUCUCGCCAACCCGCGAGCUUGCGGAGCAGAUCGGAGAGGAGGCUCGUAAGUUGGUCAAGGGAACCGGUAUCAUCGUCCAGACUGCGGUUGGUGGUACCCAGAAGAACGCUAUGCUGUACAAGACCCGUCAGCAGGGCUGCCAUAUCCUUGUUGGCACCCCCGGUCGCCUGAACGAUCUGCUUUCCGACAGCCACAGCGGCAUCGACGCCCCCAGACUCUCGACCCUUGUUCUCGACGAGGCCGAUAGAAUGCUCGAAGUUGGCUUCAAUGAGGAGCUUCGCCAGAUCAUCAACUACCUUCCCGAUCGCAAGGUUCUUCCCCGCCAGACUCUGCUUUACUCUGCCACCAUUCCCAAGGAUGUUGUUGGUCUCGCCAGAAGCUACAUCGACAAGAACAACUUCGAAUUCGUCCAGACCGUCAAGGCCGAUGAAGUUCUGACCCACGACCGUAUCCCUCAGUACAUUGUUCCCUGCAAGGGUUUCGAGAACAUUUACCCGGCCAUGCUGGAGCUCAUAGAGAAGGCACUCCACGAGUCCAAGACCAACCCCGAGGCUCUUCCUUUCAAGGCCAUCGUCUUCUUGCCUACUACCGCUGAGGUUAUCAUGGCCAAUGCGAUCUUCAAGCGCCUUCAGUGGAAGUUCAAGCACAUUCCCAAAACUUGGGACAUUCACUCCAAGCUCACUCAGAACGCCAGAACCCGUGCCGCCGACGAGUUCAAGAACGCGCGUACCGGUAUCCUCUUUUCUUCGGACGUUACCGCCAGAGGCAUGGAUUUCCCCAAUGUUUCCCACGUCAUCCAGACCCACAUUCCCCCCAACAGGGAGCAGUACAUUCACCGUCUCGGACGUACCGGCAGAGCCAACAAGCCUGGCCAGGGCUGGCUUAUCGUUCCCGACAUCGAGCUCCACGCGGCGAGAAGCAGACUUCCCGGUCUCCCCAUCAAGCGUAAUGACGAGCUCGAGUGCGCUUCCGUCAACGCCGCUGAUUCCGGUGCUGACAAGCACGCCAACUUCCAGCACAUCCUUGACGCGGCGUCCAGACUCCCUGAGGACCUCUUCAAGGACUGCUACUCGUCCUACCUCGGUGGCGCUCUCCAGGGCAUUGAUCGCCAAGCCUUGGUCUAUGCUCUCAACGACCUCGCCAAGUUUGGUUGGGGCUUGCCGGAGCCCCCUGCCGUCCGCCAGAGCAUCAUGAAGCACAUGGGCCGUGUUCAAGGUCUGAGAGUCGAAACCAGAGAACAUUCUAUGCGCCCCAUGGGUAGCGGACCUGGCCACCGCCGUGAUUUCAACUCGCGCGGCCCCCGUCGCCAGUCCGAUGAUCCCUUCGAGAAUGUCCUUCACAGGGCUCAAGAUCUCGAUCGCCGUCCCACCCGUCGCCAGCAGGCCAGCUUCUAA